Molecule: messenger RNA, 1218 nt
Organism: Cinara cedri
Lineage: Eukaryota; Metazoa; Arthropoda; Insecta; Hemiptera; Aphididae
Source: the annotation of a GenBank genome assembly
GCCGACGGCGAGGGGCGUGGCCGACGUCCGCCACCAGCGACGCGCAGCGGGAAGAAAGAAAUGUGGCGCGAAACCCGCCACAACACCAUAGAUAAUGAAGAAAUACUACAUUAUUAUCUCUAGGCAACACGAAAACACUGAGAUAGAUAAGAAUAUCCAAUCAUAGAGUAUAACUCUAUAUCACGGUCUUCAGGUCUUAGAUGAUAUUUUCCAAUACCGUGCUCUAUGUCAUGUUCAUGAUUAAGAUAUAUCCUUGUUAUUGGAAUAUAUUUUUAUGUGUACUUAUAUUCUUAUCUAUCUUAGUGCAUGGGAAACGUUUUUUUCCAAAAUAUCGUAAUGGACGAAAGUGUAGGAAGUCGUUCGACCUUAUCAAGGUGGUCUAUCAAUAACCGAUAACCGUGGUUUGAACAAUACCGUACCAAUAUUCUAUACACACAAUUCAAAUUUGUGAUAUUGGCUAAUUUCUGUUGUAUAUUAUUUCGUGUUACCUUUGCUUAAAAUAUAACAGCUCAUAAUUAUUAUAUUUGAACCCAGUUGAUGAUGAACAAGCCCAAUAGUAUCAAGAAUACUAGGAAAAAACGAGAUGGAGUGGACUGUCACAAAAACCGUGAGUUUGUUGUCGAACCGACUCUGUAUUCAUCUGUCAUCCAAACGGAAUGGAACUUACGGAACAUUACUCACUCUCACUUGCCACCCAAGCCAAUCGUUAACAAAGUAAUUUUAAGAAUUGUACACAUUAUAGAUUUUAUUAUUUAUGUUUUUUUUUUUUUUUUACAUUUUUCAGGCAAUUAUAAGUACUAGAGAAGUUAAUUUUCCGUUUAAGGACCAAAUGUAUGACUACUCGAGUAUGGUCGAUGUCGGAUUAAACAGUGGUAUCAAGACUCUGAGGAAACCUAAGUCCCAGGAAGUACAGUCAAUCAAACAACCAGAACCUAAGUUAAGUGAUUAUUUUCAACCAAGUUUUGAUAAUGUUCAAAGAAUACAAAUGAAAAGUGUGAAAACUUCUCCAGAACUAACUGUGCAAUAUGAUGGUUUAGCAGUAACCAGAAUAUUGAAUGAGGUUGAUGAUUUAGUUUUUAAAUAAAUUCAGUAAAUUUUAAAGUAAGUACGUAUAAUGUUAUACCUACUUGUUAUUGUAGGGUAAUAUUACAAGUAAUGACAGUAAUGUGAUAUUUAUAAAACUAAUUAAGAUUGUUUAAAAAAAAUAUAAUAUUUUAG